Molecule: messenger RNA, 1996 nt
Organism: Etheostoma cragini (Arkansas darter)
Lineage: Eukaryota; Metazoa; Chordata; Actinopteri; Perciformes; Percidae
Product: protocadherin gamma-C5-like
Exons: 2
Coding region: 404-1996 (530 amino acids)
Biological process (GO): homophilic cell-cell adhesion
Cellular component (GO): plasma membrane
Molecular function (GO): calcium ion binding
Source: RefSeq, a predicted model, not a curated record
ACAUUGAUUUUAAUACCUUUUAUUUUGCAUUAAUAUGGCUCUUGGAACUUAAAUGGCAUCUCGUGAUUGUGUUUGACUCUCUUUUUCAUGACAGUACAAAGGGUUAGCGUGUCUUUAACGGUGUUGCUCAGUUUCACUCUGAUUGGACGAGAGAGAGAUGCUGUGCACCAAUAACACUCAGAACUGUACAAAGAGAUCUACUCCCUCCCACAUGCAGCUUCAGCACCAAAACCACAAUGCUCAGAGUGGGAGGAGAGUAGGUAAAUGGUUCAUAUAAUCGGGGUAUACGGUUAUAUCUAAAAAACAUUUUUGACCAUGAACAGACGUCUUUUUAACGGAAUAUGUUACGCUCGCGGAAUUUGGAUUUUAACUUUAUGUUCUCUGUUUUUGUGGAUUGGAAAUUAUGUAUUUUACUGAAUUAGGGAUGACAAAGAAAAUGGGAUACCGAGACUGGAGAUGGCAGGCUCUUUGGUGGCAUUACUUCUUUUUCAUGUGGAGUACAAUAAACGGACAGACUCGUUACAGCAUCCCAGAGGAACUAAAACAGGGAUCUGUGGUAGGAAAUCUAGCCAAAGAUCUGGGUUUGGGACUAUCGGAGAUUUUUGAACGUAAAUUGCGUGUCGCCUCUGAGGCUGGUGAGCAGUAUUUCAGUGUGGAUGCGGGGAAGGGCGAGCUGGUGGUGAAUGACAGAAUAGACAGAGAGGCUUUAUGUGGACAAAGCGCCAGCUGUGUGUUGCCUCUGCAAUUGGUUAUUGAAGACCCGCUGCAGUUACACCGAAUUGAGGUGGAAAUAAGAGAUAUUAAUGACAAUUCUCCAAGUUUCCUUUCAAAUGAAUUAUCUUUAAAAUUAGCCGAAGUAGCGGCAGUUGGCACGCGCUUUCCUUUAGAGAGCGCAACAGACCCCGACGUUGGAAGCAAUUCACUCAAAUCAUAUACUCUUAGUAAAAAUGAAUGUUGUUCCCUUAAAAUAAAAGAUAUGGAGGGUGGUAAGACCGUUCCAGAACUCGUUUUAGAAAAGCCUCUAGAUCGAGAGAAAAAAGCAGUUCACAAAAUAAUACUAAACGCUUUAGACGGUGGGAAUCCAGUACGAUCUGGAACCUUACAAAUAACCAUACACGUGCUUGAUACAAACGAUAACUUUCCUGUGUUUGAAAAAAACAUUUACAAAGUAGCUUUGGGUGAAAAAAGUUUACAUGGGGCUGUUGUUAUAAAGCCCAAAGCAACAGAUGCAGAUGAAGGUUUAAAUGGUGAAAUUGAAUUCUCAUUUGAUUCUCGGACACCAGAAUCUGUAUUGUCACUCUUCGAUAUUGACCCCUUAACAGGUGAAAUUACCCUGAAAGGAGAGUUAGACUAUGAAACUACCAACUCGUAUGACAUUGAUGUAUCUGCAAAAGAUAAAGGCAGCCCUGAAAUGGAAGGCCACUGUCGUGUGCAGGUUGACAUUACUGAUUUCAAUGACAAUGCUCCAGAAAUAGUUUUCACUUCUCAGCCAAAGCCAAUACGCGAAGACUCGCCAAGUGGCACUGUAGUGGCUUUGAUCAGUGCGCGAGACCUUGACUCCAGUGAUAACGGUAAAGUGACGUUACAACUCACCGAAGGUUCUCCUUUUAAUCUGAAACCUUCUUUUUCUAAUAAUUAUGCACUGGUUACAAAUCGUUUAUUAGACCGAGAGAGCUUCUCGGCGUAUAAUAUUGAGAUAACAGCCAGUGAUGCAGGUUCUCCUCCUCUGUUUAGUAAGAAAAUGAUACCUGUCAGCAUCACUGAUGUGAACGACAACCCUCCUAUAUUCAGUCAGCCCUCCUAUAAUGUGUAUUUAAAAGAGAAUGGGGUACCAGGCUCUGUACUGUACUCAGUGUCAGCAUCUGACCUGGAUUUUGGUGAAAAUGCCAAAAUGUCUUACUCUAUUCUGGACUCUAAAGUGCAGGACGUUUCUGUCUCAUCUUAUGUUUACAUUAACUCAGAUAACGCACCUGGACCUUUGAGAGUCAGCAGGUGA